AUGAUAGGCAGAGGUACAUUUAUAACUUCUUUUAUUUUUUUGGUCUCUCUUUAUUCCUUUAUCCAUUUCUCUGUCUCCUUCUGUAUUUCCUUUGUCUUCUUUUCCUUCAGUUCAUCUUCCCCCUCCAAAUGCUGGUUGCUCUUAUUGCAUUUUUCAUGUCUGCUUUUUCUUUUCUUUAUUGGCUUCUUUCUCUCUCUCUGCUCCCCCUCUCUCUCUUACUCUCUUUCACCUUUGGUUUUUCACUCUCACUCUGCUUUAUCUUUGGUCUCUCUCUCUCUCUCUCUGUGCUUUGACUUUAGUCUCUCUCCGUCUGAGUUUUGCGUUUGGUUUUUCUCUCUCUUUCUGUGCUUCACCUUUGGUCUCUCUCUCUCUCUCUGUGCUUCACUUUUGGUCUCUCUCUCUCUCUCUCUCUGUUCUUCACCUUUGGUCUCUCUUUCUCUCUCUCGCUCACUCUCUCUCACUCUCUUCUUCACCUUUGGUCUCUCUCUCUCUCUCUUCACCUUUGGUCUCUCUCUCUCUCUCUCUCUCUCUCUCUCUCUUCUUCUUCACCUUUGGUCUCUCUCUCUCUUCUUCACCUUUGGUCUCUCUCUCUCUCUCUCUCUCUCUCUUCACCUUUGGUCUCUCUCUCUCUCUCUUCUUCACCUUUGGUCUCUCUCUCUCUCUCUCUCUCUCUCUUCACCUUUGGUCUCUCUCUCUCUCUCUUCUUCACCUUUGGUCUCUCUCUCUCUCUCUCUUCUUCACCUUUGGUCUCUCUCUCUCUCUCUUCUUCACCUUUGGUCUCUCUCUCUCUCUUCUUCACCUUUGGUCUCUCUCUCUCUCUCUUCUUCACCUUUGGUCUCUCUCUCUCUCUCUCUCUUCACCUUUGGUCUCUCUCUCUUCUUCACCUUUGGUCUCUCUCUCUCUCUCUUCUUCACCUUUGGUCUCUCUCUCUCUCUUCACCUUUGGUCUCUCUCUCUCUUCUUCUCUUUGGUCUCUCUCUCUUCUUCACCUUUGGUCUCUCUCUCUCUUCUUCACCUUUGGUCUCUCUCUCUCUUCUUCACCUUUGGUCUCUCUCUCUCUUCUUCACCUUUGGUCUCUCUCUCUCUCUUCUUCACCUUUGGUCUCUCUCUCUCUCUCUUCACCUUUGGUCUCUCUCUCUCUUCUUCACCUUUGGUCUCUCUCUCUCUCUCUCUUCUUCACCUUUGGUCUCUCUCUCUCUCUUCUUCACCUUUGGUCUCUCUCUCUCUCUCUUCUUCACCUUUGGUCUCUUGCUCUCUCUCUCUCUUCUUCACCUUUGGUCUCUUGCUCUCUCUCUCUCUCUGUUCUUCACCUUUGGUCUCUCUCUCUGUGCUUCACCUUUGGUCUCUCUCUCUCUCUGUGCUUCACAUUUGGUCUCUCUCUCUCUCUGUGCUUCACAUUUGGUCUCUCUCUCUCUCUGUGCUUCACAUUUGGUCUCUCUCUCUCUCUGUGCUUCACAUUUGGUCUCUCUCACUGUUCUUCACCUUUGGUCUCUCUCUCACUCUCACUGUUCUUCACCUUUGGUCUCUCUCUCUCUCCACUGUUCUUCCUUUGGUCUCUCUCUCUCUCACUGUUCUUCACCUUUGGUCUCUCUCUCUCACUGUUCUUCACCUUUGGUCUCUCUCUCUCACUGUUCUUCACCUUUGGUCUCUCUCUCUCACUGUUCUUCACCUUUGGUCUCUCUCUCUCACUGUUCUUCACCUUUGGUCUCUCUCUCUCUCUUCUUCACCUUUGGUCUCUCUCUCUCUCUGUUCUUUGGUCCUUUGGUCUCUCUCUCUCUCUGUUCUUCACCUUUGGUCUCUCUCUCUCUGUUCUUCACCUUUGGUCUCUCUCUCUCUCUGUUCUUCACCUUUGGUCUCUCUCUCUCACUGUUCUUCACCUUUGGUCUCUUGCUCUCUCUUCUUCACCUUUGGUCUCUCUCUCUCUCUCUCACUGUUCUUCACCUUUGGUCUCUCUCUCUCUCUCACUGUUCUUCACCUUUGGUCUCUCUCUCUCUCUGCUUCACCUUUCGUCUCUCUCUCUGUGCUUCACCUUUCGUCUCUCUCUCUGUGCUUCACCUUUCGUCUCUCUCUCUGUGCUUCACCUUUGGUCUCUCUCUCUCUGCUUCACCUUUGGUCUCUCUCUCUCUCUCUGCUUCACCUUUGGUCUCUCUCUCUCUCUCUGCUUCACCUUUGGUCUCUCUCUCUCUCUCUGCUUCACCUUUGGUCUCUCUCUCUCUCUCUGCUUCACCUUUGGGACGUGGCUACUGGAGCCACACAAGAACUGUCACGACAAAAGCCCACUGCUGGAAUGAAUAUGCCAUCCAGCAAAGGGCACUCUUUGGUUGGAGAUGGCCAACUGGCCAAAACAGGAGUUGGUGAUGAGAAUGAUCCCAUUCGAGGUAAUAUCGGAGCAAGAGAGAGCAAUGGCAGUGCAGACUGUAACAUGAGCUAUGCUUCAUCUAUAGUACAAAUGAUGGACCCUAAUUAUAACAGGAGUCGAAUUACCUACAGCCAAGCUGACCAUGGUCGAGCUCCAAUCGGACCUGAUGGGCCUUCAGUGGUCAGUCAUCACCAGCUGAUGGACAGCCAUCCCAGUUAUAAUGGCAGCAAUCAGGAACGGAGUCACCAUGCCAUCACUCCAGAUAAUGUCCAUCCUUCUGUUGGUCAUCAGCUGAUGGACAGUCACCCUGGCUAUGAUAGUGUAGCUCGGGAGAGGGGUCGUCAUUCAAUAACUCCUGAUAAUAUCCAGGCACACCAGUACCUGGCUUCUGCUCGAACCACAUAUGAACCUCCAACUGACCAAGGGCAUUCUGAUUCCCAGCAACUUUUGAGUGGACGACCAAAUUAUGAGGGUGUUCCAGACAGGAGGCCCACACUCACUCCUGAUAACCAAAAAACAAGGGAGACUGCCAAAUCCAUAUUGCUCAAUAACUCUAAGCAAAAAUAUUCACAGCAUGCAGGUGGUAUUGUUGACCCUCAGAUGAUUAAAUAUGAACUGCCAGAUUUGACCGGAAACAUUCCUCCUAUGGGGAAUGAAAAUUUGUUGGUUUCUGAUAACAAAAUGGGCCUUUGGAUACAUCCUCAUUUUAUCUCUAACUCUCUCUCUCUCAUUUACAUUGUCUCUCUCACUCUAUCUUUCUUCUGUCUCUCUUGGGUGCCUUCUAUCUCUCCCUUAACUAUUCUUAUGUGCCUUCUCUCUCUCGUUCUCUCGUGCACCUUCCAUCUCCCUCUACCUCUCCUUGUGUACCUUCUCUUUCUCUCUCCCUUGUAUAUAUUUUUCUAUCUCCCUUCUUCUCACUCACUUCCAUUAUCCUCAUUCGCAAUCAGACAUUCUCCUGGUUCUUUUUUCUUUUCUUUUUUUCUUUUCUUUUUUUCUUUUCUUUUUUUCCUUUUCUUUUCCUUUUUUCCUUUUAUUUUCCUUUUUUAUUAUUUUCUUUUUUAUUUAUUUUUGCUUCUCUCUUAA
Molecule: messenger RNA, 3441 nt
Organism: Acanthosepion pharaonis
Lineage: Eukaryota; Metazoa; Mollusca; Cephalopoda; Sepiida; Sepiidae
Source: the annotation of a GenBank genome assembly